AUUCUCCACUCUUCUUCUUCCCAUAGUCCACCCCCACAGUUUCAUCUUUUCGUCUCUGCAUUCUCUUCUUCUCUCUUCUGUGCAGGGGUUGAGCUUGCCGAUCAGUUGCUUCUCUUUUUCCUCAUUGACAAUGACUCAUAUCCUUUAAUCCAUUGGUUUUUCCACCUGGGCUUUGGUUUAGUAUUGUUUGAUUCUCAAAGAUGUAGUUUUUUUGUUUGCCAAUUGUGAUGCUAUCUUGUUUGUUCUUAACAUGUUGCUCACGCGGUAAUCAAAGAGAUAGAGAUCGUGAGAGGGCUCAGGCAAGAGCAAACAGCAAGUCCAAGCAGCCGAAGAACGAUGGAUUGACUCCUGAACAACGCCGUCAAAGAGACGCAAAGGCACUGCAAGAAAAGACAGCAAAGAAGGCGGCUCAGUCGGCGGCUGGAGAGAAUAAUGCUGGAGGAGGUAAAACUAAGAAGUAAUGCUGCAGGGAAUAAUAAAGGGUAGUGUUAAUAUGUCAAUUGGGAAUGUGCUUGUACUUGGGGGAUCACAUCCGGGUAUAUUUUGCUUUCUUGAGUUGUGUCCAUGUCUUUCUCAAACUAAGCAAAUAGUUUGUUGUAUAGUUAAUUGGCAUUGAUGUUGACUCUUGAACUUUUAUCUGAUUUCGAAUGGAGCGCAUUCCCCAUGUAGCAUAUUGCAGUUGAUGCUUUGUUUACUUUUUCCUCUUCUUUUUCUUCUGCAUUAUUUUGCAUUAAUUGUUCAUGUUCUUAUUAUAAUGGAUUUUAUGUUUAGCAUGAGUUGUCCUUUUAUGAGCAUUGUAUAUCUAUGUACCUCCAAUGUUUAGUUGUCUUUCUAUGUUGUUUCAAAAUCUUGAAAGGGUUCCAGUGCUUGAUUUGAAUAUCCUGCAUGGGUGAUUUUGAUGAUUUCCUAGUAUAUUGUUAUGCAUAUCCUUUUUCCUAUGGUUAUCCUUGUUUCCAGUCAAAUUCUCCUUCCUCACUACCUGCAUCCUACAUGUUGUUUUAACUUCUGUGAUCAUUGAUGCCUACCAUCAUUUACACUUCCCAAGAGAAGCAGUUUCAUCUAGGCGUUUGUGUUGUAUUUUCAUUGGUUAUCAAUGUUAUUUCUUUGAUAUGUACACAAGCUUCUUGGCUAUCUCAUGCACUUGUAC
Molecule: messenger RNA, 1147 nt
Organism: Rubroshorea leprosula
Lineage: Eukaryota; Viridiplantae; Streptophyta; Magnoliopsida; Malvales; Dipterocarpaceae
Source: the annotation of a GenBank genome assembly